Molecule: messenger RNA, 1675 nt
Organism: Conger conger (European conger)
Lineage: Eukaryota; Metazoa; Chordata; Actinopteri; Anguilliformes; Congridae
Gene: ctsh
Product: cathepsin H
Exons: 12
Coding region: 43-1044 (333 amino acids)
Biological process (GO): immune response
Cellular component (GO): lysosome
Molecular function (GO): cysteine-type endopeptidase activity
Source: RefSeq, a predicted model, not a curated record
CUCCACGCUCAGUCAGAGGCGACUGACAAGAUCGGUGUGGCGAUGAAGAGCUCCGCUACAAUAGUGCUUAUUUUGGCUGCUGUACGCUUGUCUCAACUUUCCCCAACCCCCGUAUAUUCGGCGGAAGAGGAAUUUGAAUUCAAGUUAUGGAUGUCCCAGUACAACAGAGCAUAUGGUCUUGAGGAGUUCUACCACAGACUGCAAAUAUUCACACAGAACAAGAAAAGGGUUGACCAUCACAAUGCAGGAAACCACAAAUUCACAAUGGGUCUGAACCAGUUUUCUGACCUGACCUUUGCUGAGUUCAGGAAGUCCUUCCUGUUGACUGAGCCUCAGAACUGCUCUGCCACAAAGGGAAGUCAUGUUAGCAGUAACGGACCUUACCCUGAUUCGGUGGACUGGAGAAAAAAGGGGAACUACGUCACACCUGUGAAGAACCAGGGCGGCUGUGGGAGCUGCUGGUCGUUCUCUACCACAGGCUGCCUGGAGUCUGCCACGGCCAUCGCUUCCGGAAAACUCCUGUCCCUGUCGGAGCAGCAGCUGGUGGACUGUGCCCAGGACUUCAAUAACCAUGGCUGCAAUGGCGGACUGCCUAGUCAGGCCUUCGAGUACAUCAUGUACAACAAAGGACUUGCAACCGAGGACGACUAUCCAUACAAUGCAAGAGACAAUCCCUGCAAGUUCCACCCGAACCUGGCAGCUGCAUUUGUGAAGGAUGUUGUCAACAUAACAAUGUAUGAUGAAAUGGGUAUGUUGGAUGCCGUGGCCAGGGUCAAUCCUAUCAGCUUUGCGUAUGAGGUGACGGGUGACUUUAUGCACUACAGUGGAGGGGUGUAUAGCAGCACCACGUGUCAGAACACCACGGACAAAGUGAACCACGCCGUUCUCGCUGUGGGGUACGGUGAAGAUGCCGGGACCCCCUACUGGAUAGUGAAGAACUCCUGGGGACCAAUGUGGGGAGAAAAAGGGUAUUUCCGUAUCGAACGGGGGAAGAACAUGUGCGGACUGGCGGGGUGUGCUUCAUACCCGGUCCCUCCGGUGUGAAAAGCGGCGCCCAAGCUCGAAAGAUGAACUCCAAGCAAGAUGUGAGAUUGUAAUGAACUUGUUCUUUGUGCACUGGUAAGAGCACUGGAUAAACAGCUCCUGUGACAUCACCUGAUCUUUAGCUCACGAGUGCGAUCGCUUGGAGUGGGGCCAGUCUUCAUGGUGGAAUUACCCUUGGCAUUUCCUUCUGUGUCAAGGCCUCUGAUGGCUUAAAUACACAGAGAAUGUGCUCAGCCAUAAUGGCUGUGCCCUUUUAAAGAUUCGGUGAUGUCAUAGGAGCCGCAAGCCAGUAUGUAUACAGAAGUUCACUAUGCACUUUUAAAAUCAUAACCUGCAUGAAAGAUUUUGAUUGUUUUUACAUAAAAAGGGAAACUGACCAGUAUGAUUGUUUCUUUAUUGCUUCUGAUCAUGUUAUAAUUUCAACCAAUCAGUAAUCAAGAUGGCAGCAUCAAUAUAUACAGUAGUGAUAAUACAGGAAACAGUUUCAAUGGAAAAUGCAGUACUGUUUUUUUAGCUGACAGAAGCUGAGUUUAUUCAUUGUUCUAUAACAAUCAGCUAUAAUCAACUAUUUGCGCCGAUGAAAAUAAUGCUUUCAUUUUAUUUUUUAUUAAAGUUUGUUUUUACAAUUAAA